This is a messenger RNA of Pyrus x bretschneideri (Chinese white pear), 2140 nucleotides long. RefSeq lists its product as uncharacterized. Gene Ontology annotation, molecular function: protein binding. The record is from RefSeq and is a predicted model, not a curated record. The transcript has 8 exons. The coding region runs from base 455 to 1891 and encodes 478 amino acids. Lineage: Eukaryota; Viridiplantae; Streptophyta; Magnoliopsida; Rosales; Rosaceae.
UGGCCCAAACAUGUGGAUGGGCCUUAUCUGAUCCAAUAAUUCAUUUAAAAGCCCACAAAACCGCCGUCGGUAAUUAUCGUCAACUUUUCUAAAAAUAGAGAUUUUUGAAAAUGUAUCGGAGCUAGAAACACUCCAACAUCCCCUAUCCGACAACAAAAAUCUCCUUCUCCGUCACAGCUCCACCUCCGAGUGCUCCGCGUAGCGAGAGAUAGAGGGAGGCGACGCCGUUUUGUCUCUGAAAUUAGGGUUGUGUGUGGGUGUCUCUGCAGCUAAAGUCCUAGAGCUUUUUUGAUUUUCCUACCGAAUUCGAUUUCUCUGAGUUUUUAGGGUUUAUGCGAUGCUGCUAAAGGUCAGAAAUUGGGUAAUUAGUGAGGAAUUGGAGGAGUAGGUAUGUGUUGCUAUUUGGUUCUAGGUUUGAAGUGAGUUUAUUCGGGUUUUUCUGUGAGAGAAAUUGAUGGAAGGGGGAAGGAGAAUCUCGGCGAGUCCUCGGCCUUGCAACGGUAGGAGGGUGGUGGCGAAGAAACGACCUCGUAUUGGUGGGGUUGAUGGGUUCGUCAACAGCGUUAAGAAGCUCCAGAGGCGCGAAAUCAGCUCCAAGCGCGACCGUGCUUUCACUAUGAGCGAUGCCCAAGAGAGGUUUCGCAAUAUCCGCCUCCAGGAGGAAUAUGAUACGCAUGAUCCUAAGGGUCAUUGUGCCAUGGUUCUGCCUUUCCUGCGAAAGAGGUCCAAAAUUAUUGAAAUUGUAGCAGCACGUGACAUUGUGUUUGCCCUCGCACAAUCCGGUGUUUGUGCAGCAUUUAGCCGAGAAACCAACCAGAGAAUAUGCUUUCUGAAUGUCAGUCCUGAUGAAGUGAUAAGAAGCUUGUUUUACAAUAAAAACAAUGACUCACUUAUCACUGUUUCGGUUUAUGCCUCAGACAACUUCAGUUCUUUGAAAUGCAGAAGCACAAGGAUUGAAUACAUAAGAAGGGGUAAACCAGAUGCUGGAUUUGCUCUUUUUGAAUCCGAGUCACUGAAAUGGCCUGGUUUUGUAGAGUUCGAUGAUGUAAAUGGGAAGGUUCUUACUUAUUCUGCACAGGAUAGUAUAUACAAGGUGUUUGAUCUGAAAAACUACACAAUGUUGUACUCCAUAUCGGAUAAGAAUGUCCAAGAGAUUAAGAUCAGCCCUGGGAUCAUGCUGUUGAUUUUUACUAAAGCUAGUAGCCAUGUUCCUCUAAAGAUUCUGUCUAUAGAGGAUGGUACUGUCCUCAAAUCCUUUAACCAUCUCCUUCAUCGGAAUAAAAAGGUGGAUUUCAUCGAACAGUUCAACGAAAAGCUUCUUGUAAAGCAAGAAAAUGAGAACCUUCAAAUUCUCGAUGUUCGCAAUUUUGAGAUGACAGAAGUAAGCAGAACUCAAUUCAUGACACCAUCAGCCUUCAUAUUUCUGUAUGAGAAUCAGUUAUUCCUGACGUUUCGGAAUCGAACCGUGGCUGUUUGGAACUUUAGAGGAGAACUUGUGACUUCUUUUGAGGAUCAUCUUUUGUGGCAUCCCGACUGCAAUACCAAUAACAUAUACAUUACAAGUGACCAGGAUCUUAUUAUUUCUUACUGCAAGGCUGAUUCCGACGAUCCAUUAUCUGAAGGAAAUGCUGGAUCCAUAAACAUCAGCAAUAUCUUGACUGGAAAAUGCCUUGCUAAGAUAAGAGCAACCAACAAUGCUGAAAAAGAAUGCACUUGUAGUGGUGAGUCUUGUGGUGGCAGUUCCAAUUCGAAGAAGCGGGCCCUUUCAUCCCGAAUUAGGAGUACAGUUGCAGAGGCCUUGGAAGACAUUACCGCUCUCUUCUACGACGAAGAGCGCAACGAGAUUUACACGGGCAAUAGGCUCGGUCUAGUUCACGUAUGGUCCAACUAAUGGUUUCUUCGAGUUUAUUCUCCAUGUCCAUUAGAUUCUUUCUUGGUCUUCUAGAUGGUUGAAUUGAUCGCGCCGCUCCCCACCGCAACGACUCCCUAGAACUGUACCAUUAGUUUGCUCGUGUACCAUUAAUCCCUUUGUGUUGCCUGAAAUCCGAAUUCGUUCCUUGUGUCUCUGUUGAGCUUGAGAACUUAUUUUAUAGCGACUCUUUCAUGGUGGUGUAAUAUAAAUGUAGAAUUGAGUUUGCCA